UAUCUCAGCCUGCAAGGAAUUGGACUUUUAAUUUUGAUGGAACCUUCAAUUAUGCAAUCAACAUGAACUCGAUGAAAAUAGAAAUAACGGUCUAUGACGCAAAAUGUGGUGAUGCUGGAGUUUAUUCUUGUAAAGCUUCAUACGACGAAGACCAAUGGUCAAAAAAAAUUCAAAAUCUCACUAUUCUAGCGCGAGUAGUCCCCCUGCCACUGAGUGUGUUCCCCAAUGGACAGAAACAAUAUGAGUUAGUAAACCCUGCUGGGUCUAAUGUUACAUUAACGUGUAAUGUUUAUGGACCAAGAAACGUAACCUUACAAUGGAAGCUUGGCAACAGAUUAAGUAACUUUAGUAGCUUUACGCCAUAUCCUGUACAAAACCAUAUAACUUAUGCUGCACCUGUGGUUGAUUCUGACGCCCCCUGCGUCAAGUACCUCCAUUCGUCAACACUGAAGUUUCAAACAGAAAACAAGUAUAAUGGCUACAUGUAUGUGUGUGUGGCUAAAGAAAACAUGAGAGACACAAUCGUAGGGAACAUGACGAUAUAUACUAAUCCAUAACAUCGGCUACACUGUCGUAGGUUUUGAAUGACACCAAAUAAAAAGCUGUUUUUAUUCCUGUCAACACUCUCAAAAAAGUUCUUCCUCUUUGAUUAAACCACAU
Molecule: messenger RNA, 660 nt
Organism: Physella acuta
Lineage: Eukaryota; Metazoa; Mollusca; Gastropoda; Physidae
Source: RefSeq, a predicted model, not a curated record